Molecule: messenger RNA, 1387 nt
Organism: Emiliania huxleyi CCMP1516
Lineage: Eukaryota; Haptophyta; Isochrysidales; Noelaerhabdaceae
Exons: 2
Coding region: 36-1178 (380 amino acids)
Source: RefSeq, a predicted model, not a curated record
CUCCAGGUCCUGGGAGCCUCGCGGCAUAGCUCAACAUGACCGAGGCGCUCCGCUCUCAUGUCCGCGCGCUGCGAGCAGAAUCGGGCGAAAAGUUCGAUGCUGCUCUCGACACCUGCAAGACGCUUCUCCAGAACGUCCUCGAGCAGCCGGAUGAGGCCAAGUUCAGGACGAUCAGGUUGGGAAACGCCGCCUUCCACCAGCGGUUGGGGCAGUUCCCCUCUGGAAUCGCGCUGCUGCGAUCGCUGGGCUUCGAGGACGCCAACGCCGCCGACGGCAGUCCGGGAGGAGACGGCCUCCCGGCGUACCUUGCACUGCCAGUGGCUGAUGCCGCAGUCCUCGCUCAAGGCCUCGUCUUAGUGGCGGCCUCUCGCGAAGCAUCCCUGCUGGUGGCCAGCGAGCGGGGAGGAGGGCCGCCGCCGCCGGCGGCGGCGGCGGCACCGUCGGCGGCGGCGGCGGCGUCUGCUGCACCGCGCGAGCCGCGGCGCGUCGAGGCGGUGCGGAGCAACGCCGCGGGCAAGCGGAGGGCGGAGAGCGACACGGGCGGUGGCGGCAAGCGACCCGCUGGUGGCAGCACUGACGGAGAAGGAGCCGCCCGCCCCGACGGUGGCGGCGCCACCGCCUCUGCUGCCGAACUCGAGUCGUACCGUGCAAGCGCCAUCGAUGAGUAUUUCCUCGCUGCGUGCGGCGGCGCCUUCCUCGCUGCGCUUGACGACGUCGAGCCGGCGGCGCUGGCGGCACUGGUGGCGACCGCCCGCGACGCAAAGCGCGUCAGCGAGGCGACUGCGGACGCGGAGGCGGCGGCUCGCGCGCAGCAUUGGGCGAGUGUGCUGGAGGAGCGCGGCGAGACGCUCGGCUAUACCUUCGACGACGUCGGCGACGCAGACGCCGACGCAGGCGCGGCGGCGGGGUCGAGCGAGUCGGCGGCGGGCAGCUCGAGUGGCUGGGUCGGCGGUGCGGCGGGCGGGUCCUCGGGUGAGGGCGGCGCGACGGUGGUGGAGGAGGACGGCAACUUCGACACGUGCGCCGUGUGUGACGGCGGCGGGCUGCUUGUCUGCUGCGAGGCGUGCCCUCAGGCCUACCACGCGGCGUGCCUCGGGGAGGAGGCGCCGCCCGAGGAGGAGGAGGAGGGCCAGGCUUGGUUCUGCCCGCCGUGCAAGGCGCAGCUUGGAAUGGCCUGACGCCCUCUCUCGAAGCGGCCUGCUCUGUCUGUGCGCGCUAGAGCAGAGACCAAGGAGCGCACACACGUUGCGCUUUCUCCGUGUCUCCGAGAGCUGUGUGCUCUGUGCGCAUGCACGAUGCGCAGCCAGGAUGCAGCCUGCUUUGCUUGUGCAGUCGUCACGUCGCUGCUCAGCAACGCUCUCUGCUGCAUGAAAAAUUGAUCGAUCUC